Molecule: messenger RNA, 5208 nt
Organism: Bacidia gigantensis
Lineage: Eukaryota; Fungi; Ascomycota; Lecanoromycetes; Lecanorales; Ramalinaceae
Exons: 3
Coding region: 1-5208 (1735 amino acids)
Biological process (GO): telomere maintenance
Cellular component (GO): nucleus
Source: RefSeq, a predicted model, not a curated record
AUGGUCGAUAUCGCUCCCACUUUGGCUCCUUUCCUUCGCCGUCCUCCAACACCCCCCAAAGAGAGCACAUCAUCUAAGCUUGCAGUGGAGCAUGAGGAGUCCGCCAUCUUCAUUAGCCGCCAUUUACUCGACACCCCAGAUCUAUCGCCGUCUUCCUCCGCUGAAUUCCUGAGAAAUACUUCCGGAAGAACACGAAAGAAGGUCGAUUUCAGUGGAUUCUACAAGUACGAUCAACCACCUCCUGGUAGCAACAACUCUUCCUCGGAGAGGCUUCGAUCUCUGCCGCCUUCUCGAGACUCGAAAGCGUCUAGAUCAAUUCUCAAAGCUCCUCGUGACCACAACGACUCGCACAAUCGCGCCAUCUCUCUAGCCUUAGAUGAUACAACUUUGCCAGCCAUGUUGCGCUCUACCACGCAGCAUCUGCAAAGCGAUUCGCAUGCGUCACGAUUGGAUGCCUACAGAACGAUGCUAGGCUGCCUGGGUAGGUAUCAAGACGAACCUGCUUCGGACGACUUGUCUGCCGCAAUGUUGGACAUGACUCAGUGCAUCAAACGAGAUGCCUCCCAGGCAAUAUCGGACAGUACAUCAUUGGACAUUCAGCUUCUGUCGGAAGCGUUGAAGCUUUGCGGGGCUUUUCUCGAGUCUGGAGAUUUAGCCAAAAGCAUACCAGAGGACUUCAAAUCCUUCAUCGCUGAGAAAGCAAUAGCAAGCUUAGAGGACGACAAGACAUCGAAACUUCUGACUACGCAUUACAUGCAUCUACUAGAGAAACAAAAAUUCAGCUCAAAGGUCAUGACAUCUGAGCGAGUAAAUAGACUGCUCAAUGCAUUACAUACCACUACGAAUCGGGUCAAAAGCUCUCGGGUCUUGGGCUACCGAUUAAUGAUAUACUAUAGAUUAAUAGGUCAAAAUAGGCCCGCCAUGGUUUCCAAGGUUAAUAGCUGGCUUCAGCAUCUCCUUAAAGGGUUAAUGAGCAAUAUGAAGAUGAUUCGCGUGCGAGCCAUCACGUCGGGUAUCGAGGCCGGCGUGCAGCUUGGUACUUCUGGUACGAUCUCGAAGGCAUGCUCAGAGCUAUUGAACAGUCGAACAUCGGAAGGCCAAAAGGCCGUUGAGAUCUUGAGUGGGCGCAUGAUACAGAUGAUCAACUCCAGAGACGAUGCCCAGCAUGUGCCUCAAAUUUGGAGUGUCAUCAUUCUUCUACUUCGAGGCCGGCGGCGCUAUAUUGAGAAUUGGGAGCAUUUAAGGACAUGGAUCAAAAUCAUGGAAGAGUGCUUCAAUUGCUCCGACUCCUCCGUCAAGUUACAGGCCAAUAUCGCCUGGAGCCGUUUAAUCUUCGCUGUCAACGUUGAUUCCGACACAUCUCCGCCCAUGUCCAAGAUACUGAAAGACGCAAUAGCAGCCCAGAUGGGGCGCUACAGUAAAGCAGGGGAUAAAAGCGCUCAAAAAGCCAAGCAAUUUGCUCGUAACUCAUACUGUUCAUUGAUAUAUUACGCUAUGCGGCCGACGGCUUCCUAUGAGCAAUUGGACCGGUAUUGGGAUUUGUGUGUGGCUCAAUUUAUUCAACAAGCUUUCAUCGAGACCCAGCCAGAUGUUGAAUAUGCCUGUGGUGUUGUUGCAGCACUACUUCGUAACGACGGACAACCCCGUGUCUGGAAUGAAAACAAAGCUAACAUGAACAGCCUUAUUUCUCCACCGGAUCUGCCAAAGAUUGAUCCUAAAUGGGUCAGGUCUAGAGCAGCAAGAGUGGCGUCUGUCUUCGAAAAGCUUUAUAGCACUGCUGCAUGGUCACAAGCCAACAUAUCGACGGCUCCAAUAGUCAGUGCAUGGACAAGCUUCAUCUCGGCAAUUGGGUCUGCAAGUUGCAAAGAGAUCAAGGUGUCGGCAGAUACCCGGUCUGCAUUGUCUCACUUGGUUAAUUUGUUUCAACGGAUAUUGGGCCGAGCAGUUGGUGAUGACGCCGAGGCAUCACUGAGAUACGAGAAGGUCAACGUUCUUCUUGAUGUGGUCCUCGCAAAAAUCGACGUAACGGCACUGAACGAGAAACGCAUAACAAAGACUGCGCAAAGUACCUUUGAAUGUAUACCGGAGACUCCAUCAGGCCGCCAUCGAAUGAAUUCAGCCUCCACUAGUUCUGCCGUAAUACAUCUCCUGCAACUUGUAAUCAACGUUAAGACGCCGACUGAUUCAACAACCUGUGCGGAUAUAAUAUCAAAACUCACACAAGUCACUUUCCAGAGCGCACAUUCGCGCCAAGCUAAGCUGCUUUGUGUGCGGUCUUUGGCUCUUCUGCUCCAUCGUGAGGACGAAGACUCUCAUAUCUAUGCUCAUACAGCUCUAUGGAAAGAAUUGGCAGCUGCUACAGCAACCGCUUUCAAGACCCAGCCAUCGCCGAACGACAACAACCCUCGGCAUCUAGGUGAUGAUUACAGACACGCCACCAAAAUACUAGAGCUUGGUCUCCAUUACCGAACCACAGAUGCCUUCAAUAGCUGGCAGACCUUGUAUGCUGAAAUUGCCAAAGUGGUUGAAAAGGAAGCUGGUAGAUUCGCAUUUAGUUUAUCCGUGGUGGAGCCUCUCGCUUGCGCCCUUCAAAGCGAGGCUGAGACUCAACUCAAUGAUGUCGUCCUAACUACCAUCCUAAGGAUUCUAGAAAAAGCGAAUUGGCCACAGAAUCAGAAUAUGGCAGAACGAACUCUUGUGCAAUUGUGGGGUGGUACUCAUGGACACCAAACAUGCUUUGCCUCAAGCUUGACUGAGGCACUAUGUGGUUUGAUCAAUCCAGUCUUAAGAUGCACAUAUGCAGGCGUAACGAGACAUCAAAGCCAGGACAUUCUAUCCUUACUUACAGCUUUAACAUCCUUUCUCCAUGCUAGUCCUAUGGAAGCCAGAGUUGCUUUGGUUGAGAAACUCCAGUCAGGUCUUGCAGUCUGGAUUCAAGACUCGGAAGGCGCUUUAGCUGGUCCGGGUAACAGCUUUUACCCAACGGUCAAGAGGCUUUGGGCACUAGUUGCUAGUAUCAUAGAGCGAGUAUCGGAAUCUAGCAACUCUCUGUUACAGAGGAUACACUUCCUCAUAGAUUCCGGUCUGCGAAGUCGACACAAAGUUUUCCUCAGCUACGCUGUGACUAUGUGGAACCAAACCUUUGGCUGCGAGGAAUCUCUAGACUACCCAGAUGACUUGCGAAAGACCUUGCUUAAGAUCAGAUCUAUCACAGACAUCGAUGUGCCUGGACUACCCGAAGAGAGUAGUCAGCAGGAUGAAACCUCGCCUUUUCGAUUUAUCGAGUCUCAAGUGAUUGAAGAAGACAAGCUCAGCCUGGCUCUUCGGAAACGGAAGUCCCCCCGAAGCCGAGGCCUCUUCACGAAGACGAACGACAGGACAGAUACCCUUCAGAUCCGCGAUAUCACUCCCUCUACCACUUUACCGAGUCCGCUAGGUUCUCGUCGAAGCGCUAGGUCGACCCCCAAGGCUCGGUUACGCCAUAAUGACUCGCAGAUACAAUUUACGGCCGUAGAAUCCUCACCUCUUGGGCCAGAUGAUUGCAGUACCCAGAUACUCACUGACCGUCAGAAAGAAGUGAGAGAGCGUCAAAAUCGGGAGACCGCAAUAUUUCCAGAGAUCAUAACGAGUCCUAGAAAUGUCCGUAGACCCACAAAGGAAAUGCUACCAAAGCUUUCCCUCUCAGCUCAAGGAGACCAUUUGAUGAUGCUCGAUGCGGAGGAGGAUACAAGCCCCACCUUUCCACCUGAGCAUGACAUGGAUGCUUUGCUAGGCUCGUCUCCUACGCCUAGCUCGAGCAGAAAUCGUUCGCAAGAGCGACAUUUAGAUGAUGAACCUGAAUCAUCACCCCCCUUCGUGUCAUCAGAAUUCAAGAUUCCGGAAGCGUCGUCGCCAGAGCCGCCUCAGGACUCUUCCAUGAUUAACGAGGCAUCUGUCAGAGAAAAGGGCCCUCACAUGGAUUCUGGAAGCUGUACAAAAAGAGGCACAGAUGUGCAAGUGACCCCAUCCAGUCCAACUGACGGCAAUUGUGUUGAGCGGCGGGCAGGUGAACGCAAUGACCGCGAUAUUCUUUCCGAUCAAGAGGUGUUUGUGGACGCUUGCUCCGAACCCUUGCUGCACAAUAUGAACGACGAACAAGCGCCUUGUAUCUGUACAGAAACCUCAACCGAUGCCACUAAAAAUAAACAUCCCACUGGACCUGAGGAGUCAGCGACUGGUGAAGUGCAGAACCAGAUUGUUAGCCCAGGCGGUGAGAUCACCGAUGAUGCGCAACAUGCGCACCGUAGAACUUCGCUUGAUCAGACUGACAACGACGAUACUACUGCGCAAUUGUUUGCCGAGAUGGAAGGGUUUCAAUCGAGCAAAACACACCAACCACCGGAGAAUUUGCUGGAGGAUCAGCCGCUGAAACGGAAAGCUUCUUUGGACGAUCAAUCGCGAAAGCGAAGGAGAACAUCAGCUAGCAUGAAAAGUAGGCCUGCAGGCAAAGUGUAUGCAACGAAGGGCCAGCUUAUUGCAGAUUGUGUGUACAUAGAAACGCGUCCCGUCAACGAUAAAGCUCUGGCAGCACACUUAGAGCCAGUCAUAAAGCGAGAACGUUCGGAGAGUCCGCCAACAGCGACCAUACUUUCUACGGUGGCAGAAACGCCGAUGCCUGGUAGACGAUCUUCUCGAGAGGAAAGAUCAUCGAAUGCAGGUGGUAGAAGCAGACCAAGGAGAUCAUCGACGAGGAGAGGUGGAGGAAGGAGAGAGCUCAGUGGUGGUACAGAUGGCGAGGAGGAUGAUCAAGGUAAUCUGCUUACCUUGAGCCGAACACGCAGACGGACGUUUGCUCGUGGCGAAGUCGGAGCUCUCGCGGCUAUGUCAUCUGGAGCGUUGCCAAACAGCGAGGGCAAUGCGGCACUGCAGGCUCCAUGCCCACCUGACGCUUCGGAUGGGCAGAUAGAAAGGGACUCGAUCGGAAGUGAAUUUCAGCCACAAAGCGGGAAGACGGGGCAGCAAGGUGGGGUGCAGUCCAGUGCGGCCAGCAUGCUGGCAGGCUUCCGCGGUCUCUUGGACAAUAUCAAGCAUAUCACGCUCCGGCCAGAGGAAGAGCGGGCGAUGGUGGGUGUCCUCUUUGAGUCUGUACAACAAGUGCACGAAGCAGGGCGACGGUCGACGAGAGGAGUAUUUGACGUCAGGAUGGAUGGAUCUGACCGCCUUGAGUAG